Messenger RNA from Morus notabilis, 1327 nucleotides. RefSeq names its product B3 domain-containing protein Os01g0234100. The coding region runs from base 50 to 1327 and encodes 425 amino acids. The record is from RefSeq and is a predicted model, not a curated record. The transcript is spliced from 7 exons. Gene Ontology annotation, molecular function: DNA binding. Lineage: Eukaryota; Viridiplantae; Streptophyta; Magnoliopsida; Rosales; Moraceae.
UCCAAGUUUGAAAGUUGUGAUCUUUGAGUUACUAUUUUCCCCGGAAGCCAUGGCCGUUGCUCAGGGAAGACAAACUCCAGAAGCUGAUUCCUCUCCAAAGAACAAGCGAGGGAGACCAGUCAAGAAUGAAGAAAAACGAAAAGUCUGCUUUAAUGCUAAAAAGCCUGAAAGUAAGAAAACAAAGAUAACUGUCAAAAGAACAUCACCCGAUUAUUCGUCUUCAACAUUGGAACGAGCAAAAGAUGUUCAAGCAAAUCUAGCGCCUGAGUUCCCUAGCUUAGUCAAAUAUAUGCUCCAUUCACAUGUUACUGGGGGAUUUUGGCUGGGUCUUUCGAAAAAAUUCUGUGAUUUGCAUAUGCCAAAGCAUGAUACGAUGUUUGUUUUGGAAGAUGAAAGCGGGCAAGUAAGUGUAGCAAAGUAUCUUGCAGAAAAGGUGGGAUUGAGUGGUGGGUGGAGAGCAUUUUCAAUUGCUCACAAGUUAGUGGAGGGAGAUGUCGUGGUUUUCCAGUUAGUCUCUCCUACCAAAUUCAAGGUCUACAUUAUUGGAUCAAAGUGUUCAGAUGAGGUGGAUUGUGCACUUGGUCUUCUGAAAUUAGAGACUCGCCCUAAGAAAGCGGAAACUGGGGAUAUGAAUGCUUUGGAAAGGGAAACUGAGAGUUUGGAGCUUCUUCUUGAGGGAAACCCUGAUGACAAUAUUCAAAAGACUAGGUCUGAUAUGUCAGUUCAAUACGGCAAAGACAGUGAAGAUAUCAGACCUGAAGUUUUGGACGGAAUUAAAUUCUCGGAUUCAGUUAUCCCUUUCGAAGAAAUGAGAAGCAUUGAUGAAUUCGACAUAACAGCAAAUGGUCUGAUAAUAAACUCCGAGCUUCCUCAAUACUUGCACGGCAAGUACUAUGAGCUAUGUUGCAGCCAGAAAGCGUUUCUCCACAAGCAUCUCAUCGAUGGCCUUAACUGCAAACUGGUGGCUGGAAUCAUUUUGGAGACUACCAACAUCGCUAACGCCAUCAGAGCCAGCAAGAUUACCACCCCGGUUGAUGAUUUUGCCACUUGGGAUAAGACUCUGAAAGCCUUUGAAGGAUUGGGCAUGAAAAUCGAAUUCCUACGUGACCGGCUAGACGGGCUAAUAAAUCUAGCUUCGGAGUCAAAGAAAUACGAAAAUGUCAAAGUUGAAAGGGACAGUGUAAAAGAGGAAUUGGGUGUUUUAGAGGCAAAGGUUUUAGCCGUGAAAGGGAGAAUGACAAGGCUUGACACAGAGUUUGAAGCUCUUGGAAUGAAUUAUCAGGAACUUGAGGUUAUGUUCCGGAAAGUUGCUACUGCUCCUUGGUAA